Messenger RNA from Thamnophis elegans (Western terrestrial garter snake), 2419 nucleotides. RefSeq lists its product as uncharacterized. Lineage: Eukaryota; Metazoa; Chordata; Lepidosauria; Squamata; Natricidae. Bases 295 to 1356 code for a protein of 353 amino acids. The transcript has 13 exons. The record is from RefSeq and is a predicted model, not a curated record.
UUUGGGGAGAGCCAUGGCUGGGGUGGUUGGCGGGAGGGGUCUCUCUCCCUUCCUUGCCCACCUGGGGUGGGUUUCCUACCACAUCCUUCUUGCCAAUGAGUACAGCCUCUUCACUGACGUGAUACCGGGAGAGGUGCGGAAAGGAACGAAGCUCUGGGCAGCUCCCUUUGCCAAGGGCCGUGGUCUCCCCCUCCUGCCCCCCUCUCUGGGGAAUCCCAGGAGCUAGGGUGUGGUCCCCAGGAGGCCGGUGGGUCUGGGAAGGAAAGGAAACCGGCAGCGGUUCUCUUGGUUGACAUGAGUAUCAACAGCCGCCUUUUAAGUUCCCAAAUGCCCAUCACGAAGCACCGGCCUGGCCUGGCAGGAAGGCCGAAAGGAAUCAGAUGCUGGGGAGAUGGAGAGCUCUCGAAGGCAGUUGAUGAAGGAGAACCGGCUGCCCUGGAGGACUUGUGCUGGGGGCCUGGCGUGUUUUCAGGGCUCCUGGGAAUGGUGAGAGGUUGGGCUCAGAGCUCCAGGAUGCAACCGGCAUGCCUGUUCGUCGUAAGCGUCCUCUCCUUAGCUUCAUUGAGAAUGAGCAGGGUAGAGGCCUCAAGAGAUCAUCUAGCCAGUUUCCACCCAAAACAUAAAAAGAAAAUAGCUGCCUCUCCGAAAGAUGCCUUGAAGGAGGAGGAAGAGGAGGAGGACAAAGAAGAAGGAUUCAGAGAGCAGAUUGUUCGAAGGGCCGUGAGGAAGUAUCCCGAAGACGCGGAAAAGCACGUGGAAGCUAGCCACCGGAAAAUCUCUAUCCCCACGGGCAAAGCCGAGGGCAGCUGUCCUGAAGUGCUGGCCAAAGGGACCCUGGCAGUGAUUGUGGCCGCCUUGGCCUUCCUGGGCUUCUUCUCCACUUCGGUCCUCCUGGUGGUGGCCGUCUGCAUCUUACGGAUAAUGGAUAAGCAAAGGAAAACCGGGAAGGAAGGGAAAAACGGUUACCCUUCUUCCAGGAGGACCCUUCCUCCUAUCCCACCUCCCCGCCCAGAGCGUACGUACAUGACCAUGAAGCCCCAGGGCUCGGAUCGCCUCCAUCCAGCCACCCCGAAUACCACAGAGGAUGCCUACCUGAGUGUCAAUGAGCUGAAUCCUGGUCCCAGGACCCGUCAGAAACUCCACUACCAGAAUGUGAGCGCGUCAUCGCCACCCAAGGCCCCCAUAGAGAAGGAGUACAUGACUCCCGACAAGGUGCAGCCUUUUUCAAGCCCUCCCUCGGGAAAGAAGUACGUGACCGUGGAAGAGCCAGGCCCUACACCUGUAACGGGAGGCUCUCCAGAGAUUGGGACGACACCUCCAGGACACGACAAUCACAUUUACGAACAAGUGGAAUAGGAGACUCAUCCCGAAGAUGGGCUUUUGCGCCGUAUGAACUUUUCCUCGGAGUCCUUGGGCUGUGAAGUGGCUCCUCUGGCAGGAACCACAGGGACCCCCCUUUCCUAUUAAACCAUGCUUUAAUUCCUCGUCGGUUGAUUUUACUGUGUGUUCCAUAGAUAGAACCCGUUUGUUGUGAGAAGCUUGGCUUGGUGUGUUCUAAAACGUUGCAUUUUGCCUCCCUCCAAAGAAAAAUUCUGAUCCUUAGUGCAAUUUUAAUGUGAGGAUUAAAAAGCAACAUGUUCCUAAAAUAUACUGUAUUGCAAGGAAAAAAGUGCAGCUUUAUUAAGUUGGAAACUGAGCUACGGUACAUAAUCCUGAAAGGACUAGCGGAGUGCUGAUCACUGGCAGUCUCCUCCUGGCUCUUCCUGGCCCAGGCUUUGGCCUCUGCCCAGCUGGCAUCUUCAUCGCUUUCUUGGCAGGGGACAAUGGGAAUGCAGUUGGGGAACCCGGGAAGGGGAGGACAUGGUUGGGGAGGAGGACCUCCAGGCAGGCCUGGGACUUGCUUUCACCGGCAGCAGUUGACAGGAGAACCAGGGUGCUUCAAGGCGGCUGAGGCCUGUUUACAGCCCUGGGUCUCCAUUGUGGAGGAUGCUGUCAGCUGCCCUAGAGGCGUUGCUAAGGCAACGGAGCCCCGUUGCUAAGGAGCGGCUUGUUUACGGCGUCCACCGCAACCGUCACGCCGACAACGCAGUGCGCGGGGAGCUUGCGCUCUUAACGUAGUCGCCGUAGUGAACAGGUUCUCGCGCCUACAUUCGCGCGGGUAUUUUUCCCCCUACGACCGUUUUGCUAGGAUACGCCUCUCGGCCGCCAAUUAGAGGUCUCCGUCAGUCAUUCAAAUCAUCCAAUAGAAGAGGCUUCUUCGGGUUUUUUUUCUUUCCCCGUUGGUAGGCGGCACGGAGAAGCAACGCGAGGAGGAGGCGGAGUCUCGGGCGACCGUUGUAACGUUCCAAUAGAAAAUUCGAGGGAGAACGUCCUCGCGCUAAAAAAAACCGUUCAAGCGCCGGGAGGUAUUCGAUCAAGA